Messenger RNA from Penicillium taxi, 1416 nucleotides. RefSeq lists its product as uncharacterized. NCBI's taxonomy places the organism in Eukaryota, Fungi, Ascomycota, Eurotiomycetes, Eurotiales, Aspergillaceae. The transcript is spliced from 4 exons. Gene Ontology annotation, molecular function: oxidoreductase activity, acting on paired donors, with incorporation or reduction of molecular oxygen; monooxygenase activity. The coding region runs from base 1 to 1416 and encodes 471 amino acids. The record is from RefSeq and is a predicted model, not a curated record.
AUGGCAAGCGAAACCUCUUCAACGAAGCGACGGAUCUACCUCAAUGGAUUUGAUAUGUUCACCGUUGGUCAUCUGUCGUUCGGUCAAUGGAAGAAUCCGUCAGACCGAUCUGCGACAAAACGCCGCGAUCUCUCGUACUGGACGGAUUUAGCGAAAAUACUCGAAGAGGGAGACUUUAACGCAUUGUUCCUGGCCGAUACCUAUGGCCUGUAUGAUACGUACAAAGGGAGCGCGGAGCCUGCCAUUCGCAAUGCAGCUCAAUACCCGAUGGGUGACCCCUCAAUUCCAAUUUCCGCUAUGGCAUCGGUCACUAAGAAUCUCGCGUUUGCAAUCACGACUUCUACCUCAUAUGAAGCUCCAUACAUUGUCGCGAAGAGAUUUUCCACAUUAGAUCAUCUCACUGGCGGUCGUUUCGGCUGGAAUAUUGUCACGUCAUGGAAGGCGUCUGCUUCAAAAGCGCUGGGUUUACCUCUGAUUGAUCAUGACAAGCGAUAUGAGAUUGCUGACGAGUAUUUGACCGUAUUGUACAAACUAUGGGAAGGCAGUUGGGCAGACGAUGCACUCAAAGGAGACGCCAAAUCAGGGUUAUAUACUGAUCCUAAUCGAAUCAAAUAUGUACACCAUCAUGGCGAAAACUUCAAUGUGGACGGCCCACAUAUACUUGAUCCAUCGCCUCAACGUACUCCAUUCCUUUUUCAAGCGGGAACUUCUCCUGCAGGUAUAGCAUUUGGCGCAAAACAUGCAGAAGGGAUAUUUGUGUCUGCCCCAUCACCGCAUAUUCUUGCUCCAAGGAUCAAAGCUAUUCGCGAUGAAGCAGCCAAAGCAGGACGUGACCCACGUUCAGUGAAGGUUUUCGCCAUUUUAACUCCAAUUGUUGCCCAAACAGAUGAGAAGGCCCAGGCUAAGUAUCGCCUAGCACUGGAAAAUGCCAGUGAAGAGGCAGGUUUGGCCUUCUUUUCUGGGGGCAGCGGCAUUGAUCUUAGUCGAAUUGAUCUCGACACUCCUAUAAAGCCAUCUGAUGUCCAUGUUGAUGCUAGAGUUCAUUCGACGAUCAACACCCUUUCCUAUCAUAGCCCAGAAGUUUCAGAAUGGACUCCGAGAAACAUUGGAAAGCAUAUUUCGAUUGGUGGUGCUGGUCCAGUUCCGGUUGGAAGUGCAACAACAGUUGCCGACUUCCUCGAGGAGUGGGUUCGAGUAGCAGAUAUUGAUGGGUUCAACAUUGGUUAUGUAGAGACACCAGGAACAUUUGAAGAUGUUGUCGAGUUUCUCAUUCCUGAGUUAAGGCGAAGAGGAAUCUAUGCUCCAAAGAAUGAAAGUGGAACUAUGCGUGAGAGAGUUUAUGGAAAGGGACAAAAAGGAUUACGAGACGAUCAUCCUGGCAAAAAAUAUGCUUAUGAUGUCUAUGAUGGAAAGUAG